Molecule: messenger RNA, 438 nt
Organism: Leptonychotes weddellii (Weddell seal)
Lineage: Eukaryota; Metazoa; Chordata; Mammalia; Carnivora; Phocidae
Source: RefSeq, a predicted model, not a curated record
AUGCCAUCCAGGAAGGAAGACCCGGAAACUUCGGGCCACGUGAGCCACAGCCGCAUUCAGCAAGCACUGGAAGCCAGAGGAGGCCAGGGUAAUGCUGGAGACACGCAUCAUCACAGGGUCAACUUCGACAAAUAUCACCCAGGUUACUUUGGAAACGUUAGUAUGAGGCAUGAGCACUUAAAGAGGAACCAGAGCUUCUGCCCAUCUGUCAACCUUGACAAACUGCGGACCUUAGUCAGUGAGCAGGCACGGGUAAAUGCUGCCAGAAACAAGACCGGAGCUGCUCCUAUUCCUGACGUGGUGCACUCAGGCUACUACAAAGUUUCAGGAAAGGGAAAGCUCCCCAAACAGCCUGUCAUCGUGAAGGCCAAAUUCUUCAGUAAAAGAGUUGAUGAGAAGAUGAAGGGGGUUGGGCGGUGCUGUGUCCUGGUAGCUUGA